Culex pipiens pallens (northern house mosquito) is the source of this 1557-nucleotide messenger RNA. It is a transcript of the gene Uro, whose product is annotated as uricase. The transcript is spliced from 3 exons. The record is from RefSeq and is a predicted model, not a curated record. Gene Ontology annotation, biological process: urate catabolic process; purine nucleobase catabolic process. Gene Ontology annotation, cellular component: peroxisome. Bases 486 to 1466 code for a protein of 326 amino acids. NCBI's taxonomy places the organism in Eukaryota, Metazoa, Arthropoda, Insecta, Diptera, Culicidae. Gene Ontology annotation, molecular function: urate oxidase activity.
UGUUAUGAUUGUGCGCGGGGCCAUCAUUCAGUCAUCCUCGGCAUCGUCAUCCGAGGGUAGUAAUCACAAAACAUGCUGCGUUAAGAAUUUAAGAUGACCGGCCUGGAUGCUGCAGUUCAGUGCCAGCAGCCGAAGGAAGCGGAUCGUAGUACCAGCAGCAUAAGCAGCAGUGGUGUUUAAUUGAAGCGGUGUCCGAGCAACGGUGAAAGCAGUUCUAAGAGAGAAAAAAAGAGGGAAAGCAAUUUACAAAAAAAGAAGAAAGAAGAACCAGAAGACAAGUGAAAAGAACCAACCGCCUGGAGUGACCUGCGAAGGAAUAGCUACAAUAAGAAAGAACUGGACGAACCCCCCCGUGAACUUGUAAUAUUGCUGCGAAAGGGGGAAAUCACUCUCUGACGUCCAGGACUUUAGAGAGAGGCUCAUCAAAACAACAGCAACUGCAAGUUCGAUCGUCAUCCAGCGACUAGCAACCAACCAGCUACAAGAUGAUGUCCAGAAAGUUGGUAGCGGAUGAAGCGACAGGCGCAGCCGAGCGUGACAUCCCGGAAGAGUUCCGUAUUAGCAACUACGGCUACGGCAAGGACAGCGUCAAGGUGAUGCACGUGGUCCGCAACGGGCUGGUUCACAGUAUUAAGGAGUUCGAGGUGGGCACCAAGCUGAAGCUGGCCAGCCAGAAGGACUACCUCCAGGGUGACAACUCGGACAUCGUUGCCACAGAUUCGCAGAAGAACACGGUAUAUCUGCUAGCGCGCAAGCACGGACUCAAAUCACCGGAGGAGUUUGGCAUCCUGCUGUGCAACCACUUCCUGACCAAAUACUCCCACGUCAACGAGGUGUCGAUCCACAUCGAAGAGUACCCGUGGUCUCGGAUGGGCUUCGGCAAAGGACCCUAUCAGGCCCUCCACAACCAUGCCUUCGUGUUCACCCCGACAGCCACGCGGUACUGUGACGUCACCCAGAAGCGAAGUGAAUCAACCCCAACCGUCAUCAGCGGUCUAACCGACCUGCGCGUACUCAAAACCACCCAAUCCGCGUUCGUUAACUUUGUGAACGACGAGUAUCGGUCCCUGCCCGAUCAACACGACCGCAUCUUCAGCACGGUCGUGCGCUCGUCCUGGCAGUACUCCACCGUCGCCAACGUGGACUUUGACUUUUGCUGGAACAAGGUCAAGCACUGCAUCCUGGACACGUUUGCCGGCGAGACGGAAAAGGGUGUGUUCUCGCCGAGCGUCCAGAACACGCUGUACCUCGCGGAAAAGCUGGUCCUCGAGCACAUCCCCGAGGUGUCCUCGAUCGAUAUGACGAUGCCGAACAAGCACUACUUUAACUUUGACUUUAGCAAGUUUCCCAAGCUGAUCAACGGGGACGAGAUGAAGGAGGAAACGGUGUUCCUGCCGGUGGACAAGCCUUCGGGGAUCAUUUACGCCCAGCUGGAUCGGAAGUCGACGAUAAAGAGCAAGCUUUGAGGGUGGGAUCUUCGGAGGGUGCGCGCGUGUGUGUGUUUCAAUUUUAAUGUAUUUAGACUACGUAUUUUAAAUAAUAAAGCUUACAAGACAA